This is a messenger RNA of Vicia villosa (hairy vetch), 737 nucleotides long. RefSeq lists its product as uncharacterized. The record is from RefSeq and is a predicted model, not a curated record. NCBI's taxonomy places the organism in Eukaryota, Viridiplantae, Streptophyta, Magnoliopsida, Fabales, Fabaceae. The coding region runs from base 134 to 487 and encodes 117 amino acids. The transcript is spliced from 3 exons.
AAAUUGGAUUUUAAAAAUUGAUCUUCAUAACUCGUUGAAUCCACAUGUUAAUGUUCUUAAUUAAUUUCUACCCAAUCUCUCUACUUUCGUAGCACAAAACAAAACCCUAAAUAACUACAAUUUGAAUCUCAAAAUGGAUCAGAACCACCAUUCAGAAUCACAAUCAACUACCGGAGAAGUAUCUUCAGCAACAGCAGUUCUACUAGGAGCUCUUGCUCCCGGUGUUAACGGAGCUACAUGGAAUACAUUAAAGUCUGCGUUUUUAAUGUUGGGUCUAUGUCUUGCUGUUAUGUUGGGUUUGGCAUUUUCUUCUAGUGAUAAAUGGUUGGUGCUUCACGUUGCGUUACUUGUUCUAAUUUGUGUUACCCUCUUCUUCCUUCUUAGCUGGUUUCUUGCAGAAACUGGUUUAGUCUCUGUUGAACAUCAAAUGCGAGAGAUGGGGUUGGACGUUAAGGCUCCUGUAGAGACAGACAAAAAGGGCGAAUAACUACUAGUAUCUUGUUGUGUUUCAUGAUCUCUGAUAAAUGACCAAAUUAGAGUACCUGGACAAAAUAGAAAACUAGGCUCGAUAUAUAUUUUCAAUUUUUGUAAAUACUUUACUCUCCUCCAUUUGAUGUGGCUUCAGGAUGCCUUGGGCUGCCGCAAGUGUAUAUAUUCUCUUUCUGUAUUUUAUAAGGGUAAUGAUAAAGAGAAUGUAAGGAGAUUUUGUAUUAAGGAAGAAGAGAUUAUAUAGAAAA